This is a messenger RNA of Pundamilia nyererei, 1856 nucleotides long. It is a transcript of the gene tagln3b, whose product is annotated as transgelin 3b. The record is from RefSeq and is a predicted model, not a curated record. Gene Ontology annotation, biological process: actin filament organization. The transcript is spliced from 5 exons. Gene Ontology annotation, molecular function: actin filament binding. Gene Ontology annotation, cellular component: actin cytoskeleton. NCBI's taxonomy places the organism in Eukaryota, Metazoa, Chordata, Actinopteri, Cichliformes, Cichlidae. The coding region runs from base 374 to 973 and encodes 199 amino acids.
AUUUGACACCAUCAUGUGCCUCUGCUUUGACGAGGAUCCGUUCAAUGCCGAAUGAGCUGAGCGUGCACUACAGUGACCACUAUCCUGGAGCGCAGUCACGUCGCAGUCUGUGCUGAGAGUGACUCUGGGGACACCUCCCGGGGGAGCUGCCAUAUAAAACCAGUGGCUAGCUCCUCCCGGACAAAGUGAGGUCCAGCCUCGUGCCAUCAGCACGGAUGCUUCAGCACUUCAGCAUCCUCAGCCUCAGCUCAGCUUUAGCUCAGCGGAAUUAACGCAUCGGAUACGGGACGAAUCUGACCUUUCUCCCUGCUGUCCUCAGUAGCAAAUUGCACACUGCAUAGAAAAUAUAUACUAGAUUCCUGGGAGACCCACAAUGGCAAACAGAGGGCCCAGUUACGGACUGAGUCGAGAGGUGCAGGAGAAGAUUGAGCAGAAGUAUGAUCCUGACCUGGAGCAAAGGUUGGUCGAUUGGAUAAUUGCACAGUGCGGAGGAAACCUGGAGAAACCACAGCCGGGAAAGCAGAACUUCCAGAAAUGGCUGAUGGAUGGAACAAUUCUCUGUAGACUCAUCAACAGCCUUUAUCCAAGGGGGAAGGAACCCAUCAAAAAGAUCCCAGAGUCUCAGAUGGCCUUUAAACAAAUGGAGAAGAUCUCCCAGUUCCUGCAAGCCGCAGAAGCUUAUGGAGUCACAACCACUGACGUCUUUCAAACUGUAGAUCUCUGGGAGGGAAAAGACAUGGCAGCAGUCCAAAGGACCCUAAUGGCUCUGGGGAGUUUGGCUGUCACCAAAGACGACGGUCAAUACAGAGGAGAUAGAGACUGGUUCCACAGGAAAGCCCAGGGGUACCGAAGAGAAUUCACCGACGAGCAGCUACGCCAAGGACAGAGUUUAAUUGGCCUCCAAAUGGGCAGCAACCGUGGGGCUUCCCAGUCUGGUAUGACAGGCUAUGGCAUGCACCGUCAGAUCAUGUAGACCCAUUACUACCCUUGCUGUUCUGCUUCCAGACCUUACUCUCUCCUAACACCACAAAUAUUGUAGCCCCAAAAACCUUCCUAAGCUUCGUAGCACCUGCCACGUUAACCUCAGUUUCCCUGAAAGUGCUGCUUUUUCCAGACAGUGUUUUAUUCACACUUUGAAAAAAAUGAUGUCAGAUGCUGUAGCUCUCCUUCUUUGGACUCUCCUUCCCUUCCUCUCUCCCAGGAUCUCACGUGCUGUUUCCUAACUAUCACUCUUAACUCCAUUUGGUUACUUUUCAGGUCCAGAUGUUUACUUUACAUGGAACUCAGUGUUUCAGCAUCGGUUUAGUCUUGCAAAGUGUUUAAAUAAAAUCUCUAUACAAUGCAAGUCAUCAGAGUUGUACAUAUAUUUACGGAAGUACUGUAAGCCACUGUUAGAGCAUGCCGUAUGCUAUGCAUUUUUAAUUAUCGACACAUUACAUUUCUUUGCUUGUUUUAGGAUGGCUACUGUUACCCUGUAAUUAUUUAGCCUUAAACCUAAUGGAACUUAAUGACUGACGAUGUCUCUGCUAUCUUGUCUGAAGACUUGUUGCAGUAUCCUCUGUAACCAAAUCAACCUCACGUGGUGCCUGGUUAUGGGACUACAAAGACUGGGUCCUGAUAUACUGGCCUCAAAUUAUAAAUGAGAGUCAUUCAUUCUGAGCCAUGCCCUUGUUAUUUGUUUGUUAGAUUACAUAUUGUACUGUGUCUCUUUUGUGCGCAACAAGCAAGUAAAUGUGCAGUAGCCAACAUGUACAACAGUGGACUUUUCAUCUCUGAUGCCAGUUGAUUACACUGCUUGAAUGUGCCCUUUUAUGUGUAUUAUAUUUUUAAAAUAUAUUUAUAUCUGGAAGCCUGUA